AUGGCCCAAUGCCUUGGACCUCAUCUACGCACUGUGUGUUUUCAACAUAUAGCAAAGAGCACACUUUUAUUCAACGUGCAACGUAUGGCAGAGAUUGGAUGUACGGGUAUUGAGACUAUGGAUUUUCGUGCGUAUGUUCAAUCGGAUGAGACCAUUGCAGCCCUGGCACGGAUAAGUGACAAUGUCAAGGAGAUCUCUAUCCACAGCGACCUGACGCAAGGACCCAUCGUUCAGUUAUUUGAUGCUUGUCCCAAACUCGAACGCUUUCGUUACAAGGCACACAUUCUUCAUUUGACCAAUGCAAACGACACCAUGUUGAUGAUCAAUCACCCCAUAUACCCUAACAUGACAUUACUCGCCCUCGACACCACCAUCCCUGCAAGCUCACUCGAAGCAUUAUUGAAACUAUGCCCCAAUCUACGCAUGCUAUCGAUCCACAACAUUCGUCACAACGUCGCCGUCUUUUCUCGUUAUGGCAGCUACUUUAGCAUGAUCCUUGCUCUAUGUCCACAAAUCACUCAACUCCAUUGUGCUGGAUGGCAUCGACAACUGGGUCAUUUACCUGUAUUGGGAGAAGCUGACAACAAGGCGAUCUACCCACAUCAUCAUCAUCAUCACCAGCAACAGCAGCAUACCACACCUGGUUUACGCGAAUUCGCAAUGGAAGUAUGCGACCUAUAUCCACAAAAUCACGUGAUGCAGCUACUACGGGAGAAUGCGAAUACCAUUGAAUCAGUAGCCUUCACGACCUUGUUUAUGCCUGUGAAUGAUGAAGAAGAUGAAGAGGAUUGGUCCAUCCUUGGUUCAUUGGAUCCCGUAUGCUUACGCAAGUUGUCAUUGACCCAAGUCGAGAUGAGUGCGGAUGCUUUGAGUGAGUUACUUGGCAAGGUGGCAUCCACAGUGGAUACGGUGGAGCUGGAUCAGAUGCCGGUAACGGUGCAAGUUGCAGAUGCCUUUCAGCCCCUUGAUUCGUUACGACAUUUAUACAUCAAUGCAAGAAUGACACCUGAAGCAGCUACUCAUUUGGCCAAAUCACUACGCACAGCCUAUUCGACUAUUGAAAGCCUUGGAUUCCAACAGCAAAUCACGAAUGAUAUUUUGAGAUCCAUUGGUUGUUUGGAACGACUAGAGACGUUGGAUUUAUGCAAUGGGCGAGGAUUGGAUGGAGGAGUACUAUGCGAGAUGCUGGAAUGCUUACGCCCUCACGAGAAUUUGACCAUGUUGAAAUUGACGGGUUGCAGAGCAGUAUCGGAUCGAGUUCUCGAUACCAUUUCAAAGUUCAAGAGCGUACGGCGAUUGAUUCUGCUGGGUAGUAUGCAAUGCACUGAUGCAGGCCUCAUUCGACUAUGUCACGCGUUAUCCAGCACCGUUGACCACAUCUUUAUCACUGGAAGGCAUCUCACUCCACACGGCAUUGCUUCUGCAACCAACAUUCUCGGUCCCAGUAGAAUAAGCGCUGCACAGGCACAAACACGUCGUUGA
This is a messenger RNA of Lichtheimia ornata, 1482 nucleotides long. RefSeq lists its product as uncharacterized. Lineage: Eukaryota; Fungi; Mucoromycota; Mucoromycetes; Mucorales; Lichtheimiaceae. The record is from RefSeq and is a predicted model, not a curated record. The transcript is spliced from 2 exons. Bases 1 to 1482 code for a protein of 493 amino acids.